This is a messenger RNA of Elephantulus edwardii (Cape elephant shrew), 1047 nucleotides long. RefSeq names its product WD repeat domain 5B (gene WDR5B). The record is from RefSeq and is a predicted model, not a curated record. The coding region runs from base 36 to 1019 and encodes 327 amino acids. Gene Ontology annotation, cellular component: Set1C/COMPASS complex. NCBI's taxonomy places the organism in Eukaryota, Metazoa, Chordata, Mammalia, Macroscelidea, Macroscelididae. Gene Ontology annotation, molecular function: histone binding. The transcript has a single exon.
CGAGGACCUCUGACCAAUCUUGGAACUAAAGAGCCAUGACAGAGGAGGGAGAUACCAAAAUGCAGUCAGCCCUGCCGUCUGCCAGACCCAGCGAGCAAGUGCCUGAAAAACCAAACUAUGCUCUCAAGUUUACUCUCGUGGGACAUUCAGAAGCAGUAUCUUCGGUGAAAUUUAGCCCUAAUGGAUCAUGGCUGGCAAGUUCCUCUGCUGAUAAACUAAUUAAAAUCUGGAGGGUCUGUGAUGGAAAAGAUGAGAAAACACUAUAUGGUCAUAGCCUGGAAAUAUCAGAUAUUGCCUGGUCUUCAGAUUCCAGUCGUCUUGUUUCUGCCUCAGAUGAUAAAACGCUAAAGUUAUGGGAUGUGACCUCUGGAAAAUGUUUAAAAACACUAAAAGGGCACACUAAUUAUGUUUUUUGCUGCAAUUUCAAUCCAGCAUCCAACCUUAUUAUUUCAGGGUCUUUUGAUGAAAGUGUGAAAAUAUGGGAGGUGGAAACAGGAAGGUGUCUCAAGACUUUGUCUGCUCAUUCAGACCCAGUUUCUGCUGUUCACUUUCAUUGUAGUGGGUCCUUGAUAGUGUCUGGUAGCUACGAUGGUCUCUGUAGAAUUUGGGAUGCUGCAUCAGGUCAGUGUUUAAAAACACUUGCUGCUGCUGAUAACCCUCCUGUUUCUUUUGUACAGUUUUCUCCAAAUGGUAAAUAUAUUCUCAUUGCAACUUUGGACAAUACUCUUAAACUAUGGGAUUACAGCAGAGGCAGAUGUCUGAAGACAUACACUGGUCAUAAGAAUGAGAGUUACUGUUUAUUUGCCAAUUUCUCAGUUACUGGUGGAAAGUGGAUUGUGUCUGGUUCCGAGGAUCACUUGGUUUACAUUUGGAACCUUCAGACUAAAGAGACUGUACAGAGAUUACAAGGUCACACUGAUGUUGUGAUCUCAGCAACUUGCCAUCCUACAGAAAAUAUCAUUGCAUCAGCUGCAUUGGGAAAUGACAAAACCAUUAAACUGUGGAAGAGUGACUACUAAACCCAUUAGCAAUCAAGUAGUACAGCCA